This is a messenger RNA of Arachis stenosperma, 2213 nucleotides long. Its product is annotated as phospholipase A1 PLIP1, chloroplastic. The record is from RefSeq and is a predicted model, not a curated record. Gene Ontology annotation, biological process: lipid metabolic process. Lineage: Eukaryota; Viridiplantae; Streptophyta; Magnoliopsida; Fabales; Fabaceae. Gene Ontology annotation, molecular function: glycerophospholipid phospholipase A1 activity.
CAAGGACAAAAAAUGAAUUGUAUAAAAAGAUUUUGAGGUACUGAUGAGUUGUAAUUUGCAGAGAACCAAGUAGAGUGAGUGAAGAAGAAGGACCUUACUCACUGACAUAAAGAAAUAACCAAAAAGCCAUGGCCUUUAGUGCAGUUGGCAUGGCUACUUCUCCGGCUUCAUCUGCCACAAUGGACAUAAGAACAACAAAGCAUAACGGUCUUCGCCGAUCAAGUUCCGGCAUAGAACUUUCCACACGUUCCAUUAUGCAGAGGUCUUAUUCUGAUACCCACCUGUGUUGUGCUGUCAAUCCCAUACAAGCUACAUCUCUGCAGCCAAAGCAAAAGAGCAACAAGUCAAUGGGGAUCUCGCCAUUUCAAUUUUCAGGCUCCAUUUUACCGAAUUCGCUGCGGUCUUUCUUGUUUGAUCCGGAAACAAGCAAGGAAAUGAAUAUGGGGGAGAAGGAUCACAGCUCACAUUUUGAGGAAAGUGCUGUGGAAUGUGGUGAAGAUGAGAAAAUAAACAGGACUAAUUGGAUAGAGAGGCUUAUGGAGAUUAAGAAAAAUUGGAGAAAUAGAAUACCAAAAGAGGAGAUGGAUCCGGAUAUGAUAUGUGACAAUAAUAGUAAUGAUGAAUGUGACUGUGAUGAAGGUUGUGUGGUGGAUUAUGUAGAAGAUGGGCAAGAAGGAACUUAUGAUCACGACUCGUUCACAAAAUUUCUGUCUCAAGUGUCAUGGUCUGAUACCAAAUUAUACUCUAAGCUUGCUUUCCUAUGCAACAUGGCUUAUGUGAUUCCAGAAAUCAAGGCUAAGGACUUGAGAAGAUACUACAGCCUUCAAUUCAUAACAUCUUCUUUAGAGAAGAAAGCUGAAGUGGAAAAGUUGAAAGAGAGAUUGGAUAAGGACUCGACUCGCAUACCUAUCAAUGACUCUGUAGCCUCUCAAGAUGGAUCAGUAAAAGGAAAAGAUAACAAAGAGAGGCAUCAAAUCCGGCUUGCUUAUGAUAUUGCUACCUCGGCCGCCUCUUAUGUCCAAUUGCGCGCUAAGGACCUCUUGUCCCUUACUGCCAAGCGACAGCAGCCGCAGAGUGACAUUCUGGAUUCUAAUGGAAGGGAAAAUUCAGAAGGAUUUGAGGCGGAAGGCUUCCCGGGCUUAUACAUCAGAGGUUGCAGCUUAUGUUGCAGCAUCAACAAUGACGCUGUGGUAGCUGCUUGUGAGAAGGAGAAGCAGGAAGCAGCCAAGGAUCUUCAGUCACUUCAUUCCUCACCUUGUGAAUGGUUUAUUUGUGAUGAUUCCAACACUUACACUAGAUACUUUGUAAUUCAGGGUUCAGACUCCUUGGCAUCUUGGCAAGCAAAUCUUUUCUUUGAGCCAACCAAAUUUGAGGACACAGAUGUACUUGUUCAUAGAGGAAUUUAUGAAGCAGCAAAAGGAAUAUAUGAGCAAUUUUUGCCAGAAAUAAAGGCUCACUUGAAGAGACAUGGAGAUCGCGCUAAGCUUCAAUUCACUGGCCAUUCCCUUGGGGGAAGUCUCUCUCUUCUGGUUCAUUUGAUGCUUUUGAGCAGGAAGGUUGUCAGUCCCUCAACUCUUCGACCGGUCGUGACUUUUGGGUCGCCUUUUGUAUUCUGUGGAGGCCAUAAAUUGCUUGAUCAUCUAGGAUUGGAUGAGAGCCAUAUCCAUUGUGUAAUGAUGCAUAGAGAUAUAGUUCCCAGGGCCUUCUCAUGCAACUAUCCUAACCAUGUAGCCCUUGUCCUUAAGCGCCUAAACAGCACGUUUCGCUCGCAUCCUUGUCUCAUAAAAAAUAAGUUGUUGUACUCACCAUUGGGUAAAAUAUUCAUUCUCCAACCUGAUGAGAGAACAUCUCCUCCUCAUCCUUUGCUACCUUCAGGAAGUGCCUUCUAUGCCCUGGACAGUGCUAGAUGUGGAUACACUCCAAGUGUUCUUAGAACUUUUCUCAAUCAACCACACCCCAUUGAGACGCUUAGUGAUCCAACAGCAUAUGGUUCAGAAGGCACAAUUCUAAGGGACCAUGACUCCAGCAACUACCUCAAAGUUGUCAAUGGAGUGUUGAGACAGCAUUCGAAGAAUAUCGUCCGCCAAAUGAGGAAGCAGAGGAUUAAUGAGCUUUGGCCAUUGCUGACUACACCAUCUCCACACUCAUGGAACCAUGAACAGAACUUGGAGAGGUGUAAUUUGAUGACAAAGGAGAUAGUGACAGGGGUCUAA